Messenger RNA from Apiotrichum porosum, 798 nucleotides. RefSeq lists its product as uncharacterized. Lineage: Eukaryota; Fungi; Basidiomycota; Tremellomycetes; Trichosporonales; Trichosporonaceae. The coding region runs from base 1 to 798 and encodes 265 amino acids. The transcript has 5 exons. The record is from RefSeq and is a predicted model, not a curated record.
AUGCUUGUUCGGGGCUUCAUUGCGGCGGUGAUCCUUGCCACUCACGCAACGGCGGCCAUGAGUGCCGUUUGGUCGGGAUGUGCCGUCAACGCCCUUAUCGGCCUUCCCUUGGGAUUCUGGACCUAUGGUACAGGUUAUUCUCAGGCGAGCUGCAAUACAAAAUGCUACACCGAAGGCUACGCUUUCUCAUAUUUUGGACGUAGCACUAUUGGAAUUGCAGGAAUGUGCUCCUGCGCCGCUGUGUCCACUGCUCAACCUGUUCUCCGUAACAGUGCCCCGUCGCAGUGCACUGGCGCGCAACUCACCGUGACUGCCCUCUCUACCAGUUUCCAAUUUGGUGGUUGCGCGUCCACGGUCAGCCGCCAAGACUCUGGGCCGAGUGCUACGUUCGUCGACUUUUCCGCCUGCUGGUCUUUCUGCGCCAACUACAUCUACGCUAUCAUCGAUCCCGACGCCAUUGUCUUCUACCGCUGCUACUGCGCCAACACUCCACCGAUCAUUGUCUCCAGUAACAUUUGUGGCUCAAACUACUUUAUGUACUCUCAUAGCGCGGCUCAAGCAGCCUCAGGUAUUGCGAGACGUUCACGCCGUGAUGAGGCGGAAGCGCGUCAACGACUGUUGGCAGCUCACAAGGACUGCCCAGUCGGAUACGACGCAUGUUUGCUCUCCGACGACCCCAACGACGACUCGUACGAGUGUCUCAAGACCCAUUCUGAGCUCGAGUCAUGCGGUGGCUGCAAGUAUGGGUAUCACAGUAUGCCGGAGCCUGGCUUUAGUCGUGUCUCCGCUGUCGAGUAA